This is a messenger RNA of Drosophila willistoni, 581 nucleotides long. RefSeq names its product DNA polymerase epsilon subunit 3 (gene Chrac-14). Gene Ontology annotation, molecular function: protein heterodimerization activity; chromatin DNA binding. Lineage: Eukaryota; Metazoa; Arthropoda; Insecta; Diptera; Drosophilidae. Gene Ontology annotation, biological process: heterochromatin formation; leading strand elongation; DNA damage response. The record is from RefSeq and is a predicted model, not a curated record. The transcript has 2 exons. Gene Ontology annotation, cellular component: epsilon DNA polymerase complex; CHRAC. The coding region runs from base 65 to 460 and encodes 131 amino acids.
GAGUUGGCAUCAUCGGUUGGAUUGGCAUAAAAUAUUGUGGUCCCGGUAAAAACAAAACAUCAAAAUGGUUGAACGAAUUGAAGAUUUAAAUUUGCCAAAUGCCGUGAUUACGCGGCUCAUCAAAGAUGCUCUUCCGGACGGCGCAAGUGUAAGCAAAGAAGCCCGCGCAUCCAUAGCACGAGCCGCCUCGGUAUUUGCCAUUUUUGUGACUUCAACGUCAACGGCUCUGGCACAUAAGCAAAACCAUAAGACUAUUACGGCAAAGGAUAUCUUGGAAACCCUCAGCAAAUUGGAUUUUGAGAGUUUUAUUCCGUCGCUGUCGCAGGACCUGGAGGCGUAUCGCAAAAUGGUCAAAGAUAAAAAGGAAAGUAAGGCCAGCAAGAAGGAUGCCAACAUGCCCAGCAAUGCUGAAGAUGCAACAACAAUAAAAGCCACUAACAACGAAAGUGCCAAUGAAUGAAGUGGAAAUCAGUUAUUUUUAUUUUAAUUUAUUUACAUAAACAAAUGUUCCUAAAAUGAACUAUUUGUAUAUGAGUGAAUUCCGAAUUAAAUUAAGCAAAUAUUUCAUAUAUAUUAUAAAA